GCGGAGGGAGGGGUGGGGGGAGGGAGGGGGCAGCAGCGUCACGGGAGAGAUUUCCUUAUUGGGGCUCCCUAGCCUACAUCCUGAGUCCAUAUUUGGGCAUUUACGUCACGGCAGCCUCGCUGGGGACUCCAGAAAUGGCUGCGGCGGAAGGGUCGGAGCGGCCCCGCGGCAGCUAUAAAGGGGGCGGCGGGGAGGGCGAGCCGGGCGUCCGCACGGGCUGCGCUGCUCCGACGGCCCCUGCCGCCCCACGGCCCCGGGCACGGCUGCCCCGGCCCGCAGCCCCCCUCCCCCCCCCCCGCACACACCGCCCACGGCACCCCGAGAACCCCCCGAGGCCCCCCGAGCAUCCCCUGGAUCCCCCCCGAGCAUCCCCCUGGCUCGCCCGAGCAUCCUUUGCAUCACGCCGGGUACCCCACAGCAUCCCCUGGAUCCCCCUGAGCAUCCCUUGGAUCCUCCCGAGCAUCCCCCGGAUCGCCCUGAGCAUCCCCUGGAUCACCCCGAGCACCCCUUGCACCACGCUGGGUACCCCCUCAGCAUCCCCCGGAUCACCCCGAGCAUCCCCCGGAUCGCCCUGAGCAUCCUCUGCAUCACUCCGGGUACCCCGCAGCAUCCCCCGGAUCACCCUGAGAAUUCCCUGGAUCACCGUGAGCAUCCCUUGCACCACGCCGGGUACCCUGCAUCAUCCUCCGGAUCACCCCGCAGCAUCCUCCGGAUCAUCCUGAGCAUCCCCUGGAUCGCCUUGAGCAUCUUCGGGAUCACCCCGAGCAUCCCCCGGAGCAUCCUCGGGCUCGGCCCAAGCCCCCUGAGCACCCCCCCCCCCCGGCUGCUCUCCUCCGACCGUGCCUCCCAGGGAGAUGCUCAACGUCAUGGAUUUCUCCUGCCCGGACCCGCUGUACUCCAAGUACGAGGAGGAGAGCUGCGAGAUGAAAGCCGGGGAGCUGCAGGGCUUGGGGCAGCCCGAGCAGCAACUUCUGGCGGAGGCUGAAUUCCUCGGAGGUGAGCUGCUGGGCGCCCCGGUGAGCGGCGGGAUGGCCGAUUACCCCCCCGCGGGCAGCCAGCCGUCCCCUUCGCUCAGCUACACCGGCAGCUUCUUCAUCAAGGCGGUGCCGGAGCACCCCCAGGACCAGGAAUCCCUCUUCAACCUGAUGUCGGGGAUCCUGGGCAUCUCCCCCUUCGCCCCCUCCGAGGGCCACCAAAGGCACCUGGACGCUCUCUACCCCUGCCCCGAGGUGUCCCCGAGCCAGCUGGAGCUCUACGCCGCCUGCCAGCCCGACAUGAACGUCCCUGUGCCGGCCCCCUUCGGUGAGCAGGGCUACGGCACCUUCCCCGCCGCCGAGGCCACGCACCCCCUGCAGCCCCAGCCCUCCUUGGGGAGCCCCUCGCAGUGCUUCUUCGAGCCCAAGCUCCUGGACACCAAGCAGGACAUCAAGCUGCCCCCCGGCUCCCCAUCCCUGGACAAGUUCAAAGCCUCCUGCGCCCAGUGGGAGCCCGUGGCCCAGCCCCAAACCUACUUGCCCGCCGGCUACCAUUCCCCCGAGGCCUUCCCGGCCGGGGAGAGCGGCCAGGCCAUGUUCCACCCGCUGGGCUCCAAGCUGGAAAACGUGCUGUCCGUCAGCUGCCAGUCGGAGCUCAGCAGCCUCGCGGAGGACCCCGGCUGCUUCCCCGGAGCCUCUUUGGGUUUCGGCUGCGAGCCCGAAAACUUCCCGGCCCGCGGCGACUUUGGCGAGGCCAAGCUGCACAGCCUCGCCCCCCAGCUCCUGCCGGACUUCGACUCCUCCUUGGCCCAGCCCGAAGUCCUGCCGGCUCUGCUGAGCUCCGGCGAGCUCCUCCAUCCCCACCCCUCGCCCUCCGUCCCUCCCGCGGACUUUUUGGGCCACCCGGCCCCGGCCUCCAUCCCCUCGCUGCUGCCUGCCGCCCCGCCGGCCCCGGCCGAGCCCAAGAAGAAGCCUCGGCGCACCAAGUGCUCUUCCAAAUGCUUCUGCCCCAAGCCCCACGAGAAAGCCUUCGCCUGCCCCGUUGAGAACUGCGUGCGGAGCUUCGCCCGCUCCGACGAGCUCAACAGGCACCUCCGCAUCCACACGGGCCACAAGCCCUUCCAGUGCCGCAUCUGCCUGAGGAACUUCAGCCGCAGCGACCACCUCACCACCCACAUCCGCACCCACACGGGCGAGAAGCCCUUCUCUUGCGACACCUGCGGCCGCCGCUUCGCCAGGAGCGACGAGAAGAAGCGGCACAGCAAAGUCCACCUGAAGCAGAAAGCGCGGACGGAGGAGAAGCUCAAAGGCUUGGGCUUCUUCUCGGUGGGUCUCUCCUUCGGGACGCUGUGAAGCCCCCGCGCUGAGCGCUGCGAGACGGCGUUUACCCGAAACGGGACCCCCCCGCACCCCCGAGCAUCCAGAGGAAGAGCUGGGCUGGGAACACCCCGGGGUGGCCCCGGAGAGGUCGCCAGCCGCGGGCGAGCCGUGCCCGGCUGUGCCAGGAGGAGAGCAGCGCGGCCGAGAGGGCCCAGGCGGUGCUGAGCCGCGCUCUGCACC
Molecule: messenger RNA, 2534 nt
Organism: Oxyura jamaicensis (ruddy duck)
Lineage: Eukaryota; Metazoa; Chordata; Aves; Anseriformes; Anatidae
Gene: EGR4
Product: early growth response 4
Exons: 3
Coding region: 855-2327 (490 amino acids)
Biological process (GO): regulation of transcription by RNA polymerase II
Molecular function (GO): DNA-binding transcription factor activity, RNA polymerase II-specific; RNA polymerase II cis-regulatory region sequence-specific DNA binding
Source: RefSeq, a predicted model, not a curated record